GCACGAGAACGGGUUUUGACAACAAAAACCGAAAAACGCCGCAAAUAGUUGCAUAAUCUACCCUGCUAUCGAUACGGCAGUUCUUCUAGUAAGUAUGAAGUCUCUUUUGCUGUGUUUAACCUUGUUGGGAAUUACAUGUGCUUUCAGAUUUCCCACUCGCAAAGACGGCAAAGGUUGUUAUCAGCCAAGUUUUGACAAAGGCAUCAAGGAAGUUGUGUGAGUAAAUAAUUUCUGGUGUGUUCUGCUUUCCAGAUUUCCUUCAGUUUCUUUGGUAAGAGGCGUACCUUUUCUGAAAGAAACAGAUCAAACUGUAUAACUUGAAGUGUGAGCGUGUUUUUUUCUGCGCAGGGACUUGUCAUGUUAUAGCGUGUCUUCAACUCUGAAAUGACCAACAGUUAUCGGAGCUAUAAAUUUUAAACUGAGAUCAGACUUAGCUGAAGCUGUUUAGCCAAAUCGAGAUAGAAAUCGAAAAUGAUGAAUACGAUAAGUUACCGUUUUAAAGAGCGAAAUGUUUUUUCAACGAGAUUCCUCUCAAACGUCGAAAAUGCCUUCUGAAGAUGAUUUUCGCUGAAUCAUUGGCGAGAUAUGACGUCAAACAAUGUUUUGUCAGUAAAUGCCCGUUGGUAAGAUAACGGCGUAAUAUGGCCCCUUAAAAGAAAUCGGGCUUGUACAGGAUUUAGCGAGAUUUCCCUAUUUCAAUGAUAUUCUAAAACAGAGCCUCAGUUUGGCAAAAUUUCCGCGCAGCCCCAUACGUCAUUAUGCAUACAUAUACGGGGCUUUAUUAUUCAGUGUAUCACUAAUUAGAUGUGCAUGCAUAAGGAAGUAUGGGCUGUGCGGAAAUUUUUCCCUCAGUUCUAAAGGAAUCUUAGUGUUUUUGCCAUUGUUUGCUUUCAUUAAAGAACUGUACAUAAUGUAAUAUGUGGUUAUGCAAAGACCUAGUAAAAGAUGUCAUCUGCAUGCUGCUUUAACUCAUGCAUUAAUGCUGUACAACCUAUCUUCAAUUUUAAACAGGAAAACUCCACGGCCCCAUGAGUACCUGAGUACAGGAUCAAUUCCCAAACAGUGGGAUUGGAGAGAUGUUCCUGGAAAAGGUAACUUUGCCAGUGUUACACGUAAUCAACACAUCCCUCAGUACUGUGGCUCCUGUUGGGCUCAGGGAACAACUAGUGCAAUGUCAGAUAGAAUCAACAUCAUGCGCAAGGGGAAAUGGCCUAGCAACCUCCUGUCAGUUCAGAAUGUCCUGGACUGUGGUAAGAAAAUUUUGAUUGUUAUCUCAAAUAUCUUAAACUUCUUGUAUAUUGAACUCUUCAUUUUAAUCAAUAUUCGCAAUUGAGAGAAAAACUGUUCAAAAUUGGAAACACCAUGAAAUGAAAAAAUUUGUUUACUUAAAAUCAAAACAAUGGUAAACACCAUGACACAUAGGAAAAAUGGUCAUACCACACAAAGCCAGUGGGAUCUCAUUUUAUAUAAAAACUGUUCCAAAUGCAGAAAUAUUACACAACUGAAGAUCAGAAUUGAGGCAAAUUGAAGAGGCAUAGGUUUCCUUCAGAGAGGCAAACAAAAUAAAUGAAAACUCUCAUGAACUACUAUUACACCCAAACAUCAUCAUGCCUAUUCUCCAUACUGGUCUCUAUACAUUUCCAAAGGUGCUGACAAGGAGAAUUUGUCUAAUGAUCAAUAGCUUCUUUAGCUUUAGUUGGUGAUCAUUACUUUCAUUCUUUUGACUUAAAUGUGUGAUUCGGGGGUGGUAUUGUUUGGAGCUAAAGGGUUAGUGAUUAUUUUUGUCUUAAUCGUCAACAGGCAAUGCUGGCACAUGUCAUGGUGGUGGUAUGAUUGGUGUGUAUCAUUACGCUCAUGAAAAGGGAAUACCUAGUGAAACAUGCAACAAUUAUCAAGCCAAGGACCAGAGUUGUACAGAUUUCAACCAGUGUGGUACCUGCACCACAUUUGGUGAAUGUCAUGUCAUUAAGAACUACACUUCAUGGAAAGUCAGUGAAUUUGGUGAGAGAAUCAUUUGAAGAUGGAAUUAUGAAUUAUGUAAUACUUAAAAAAAUUUGGUGAAAUAAUGAUUUUCAUUCAGUACACAUUUUACCACUUUUGACCGAGGUGAUGCACAUUUACUGAAUUGGUUAUUCUUGUUGAGGUCUAGUCUUUGUUUCCAACACUGUUAAGAACUUCAAGUACAUCAAUGCAAUGUUUUCACUUCACAUUCUAAUGUUUUGUAGUAAUGAUACUUACCUAUUACCUCUGGUAUCAGUAACAGGAAAAUUCCUAAUCAGUGUAACUUUAUCAAUACAAGGAAUCAAACAUGUAGGUUCUACUGUAGUAUCAUGGCUUCAGCAAAUCUUAAUGUGCCAUUCUGUCACUAGCUUGGGGAGAUGUGGGUCAGAUUCUAGUGGUAUGAUUUUGGCCUGAUUAGUAGGGCAGAUUAGCUUAGAAGUUUUGUUGAACAUUUUGUGCUUCUUUGCUUAACAAAUUUUAUAAAUGCUUUCUCAGGGAGAGUGAAAGGACGUGAAAAGAUGAUGGCUGAAAUUUAUGCCAGAGGUCCUAUUGCCUGUGGUAUCAUGGCCACUCCAAGCUUGGAAAAGUACCAAGGAGGAAUCUACAGUGAAUACAACCCAAGCCCAGAGAUAAACCACAUUAUAUCAGUUGCUGGUUGGGGUGUGGAAAAUGGCACAGAAUACUGGAUUGUGCGAAACUCCUGGGGUACUCCAUGGGGAGAGGAGGGCUGGUUGAGAAUUGUAACAUCAGCAUACAAAGGUGGAGAAGGUGGAGACUACAAUCUGGCCAUUGAGGAAGAUUGUGCAUUUGCUGUUCCCAUUGUUGAAAAAUAGGGCUUAUCACCAGAUAUGACCAUUCUCCCAACAUUUAAGUGGAGUGAUUUUUGGAAUAACAUUAAUUGUUUGAUAAAAGUUUGGUUAGCCUUUUUAUUUUAUCUUCUCUUUAAAUGUACUUGUAAAAGAUUUAUCCUUGUUUGUUUAAAAUUAUUUCAUCCAUUUUGCACAUUUUAAAAAAAAAGGUUUGAAAUGGUUUAAAAUUUUAAGCAAUUAAAACAGUUUUACUUGUUUCAUUGUUCAAUAUCCUGUACCUCUUUUGACUUUGU
Messenger RNA from Pocillopora meandrina, 3103 nucleotides. Lineage: Eukaryota; Metazoa; Cnidaria; Anthozoa; Scleractinia; Pocilloporidae. The record is from the annotation of a GenBank genome assembly.